This is a messenger RNA of Micromonas pusilla CCMP1545, 348 nucleotides long. RefSeq lists its product as uncharacterized. The record is from RefSeq and is a predicted model, not a curated record. The transcript has a single exon. Bases 1 to 348 code for a protein of 115 amino acids. Lineage: Eukaryota; Viridiplantae; Chlorophyta; Mamiellophyceae; Mamiellales; Mamiellaceae.
AUGCGCCGGCGAAAGUCCUUGAGGAUCGGCGUUCACCACGUCAACGCGGUCGUAUGGGAACCAGUGUAUAGAACGCGCCUGAUUGGCGAAAUCUUCGCGCUCUUCGUCGUCGUCGUCGUCUUCGCGUUCUUCGCGUUCUUCGCGUUCGCGUCGCAGCAGAGCCUCCGCGUCCGCGAGCGCGCGCGCCGUGGCCGCGCGCCGGUCGUCGUCCACGUCGACGGUCUUGAGCGACACGUGGACGUUCUUGAACGCGUCCGCGAGUCCCGGGCGCGAGAGUCGACGCGCGGCGGCGGGCGAGACGUGAGGGUGGUGGUGGUGACGUUGAGGGCCGUUCUAUACGAGCGAUGA